Molecule: messenger RNA, 1250 nt
Organism: Schizosaccharomyces octosporus yFS286
Lineage: Eukaryota; Fungi; Ascomycota; Schizosaccharomycetes; Schizosaccharomycetales; Schizosaccharomycetaceae
Product: hydrolase
Exons: 2
Coding region: 60-980 (306 amino acids)
Source: RefSeq, a predicted model, not a curated record
GUAAAGUAAGAAAACAACAAUUAUUUUUAAGUUGCUGUACGGGGGAUAUAGAUAGAAAUAUGGUCAAUGAUAUCAAAAAACCAAAUGCUAGAAUAUUGUUUCUAGGAACUGGAACAUCCAAUGGCAUACCUAAUGUCUGUUGUUUGAACGUUCCAAAUCCUACAUGUCGCGUAUGCACGGCCAGUUUAACAUCAGAAGGUCGAAAAAACAAGAGAAACAAUACAGGAGCAAUUGUGCAGAUUGAUGCGGAGGGAUGGAGUCGUCCGAAAACAAUCUUAAUUGAUUGCGGAAAGACUUUUUAUAUGGCCGCGAUGGAAUUUAUGGUAAAGCAUAAGAUUCGAAACAUCGAUGCGGUUCUAUUGACACAUGCACAUGCCGAUGCCAUUAAUGGGUUGGAUGACUUGAGGGCGUGGACGUCUGGAGGAGUUGUCCAAGACACUAUGAAGAUAUACCUAACGAAAGACACAUUCGUAUCGAUUUCAAGAUCGUUUCCCUAUAUGGUGGAUGUUUCACAAGCCACUGGAGGUGGUAGUGUUCCUACUUUUGACUACAGAAUAUUUAAUCCAGAAGAGCCUUUUGAGUUAGAGGGACUCGAUGUCACGACUAUACCAUUACCUGUACACCACGGAGUUUAUUUUUCUCCCGGUAAGGAGAGUGUCCCAUUUAUCAACAUGGGUUUUCGAAUCGGUGACUUAUCUUACAUAUCUGAUUGUAACUAUAUUCCUCCGAAAACAAAGUAUUUGAUGGAUGGAUCUCGAGUCGUUGUGUUAGAUGCACUUCGGCGGAUACCAUAUCCAUCUCACUUUACUUUUGAACAGGCUCACUCCUUUGCCAGUUCGCUUACACCAGCCCCAUCACGGGUAUUAUACACAGGCUUCAAUCAUUCUGAGGAACACAGCACGAUGGAAGAAGAAUUUUCGAAAUUAAGCGUUCCGACCGAGCCAGCAUUCGAUGGCCAGAUUGUGGAAUUUAACGUUUAACCUAGUAAGUGAAGAACCGUUCAGAUUAUGAACUUUACUUUUCUUUCUGUAUUUUUUAUUCUAUUCUAUAUCAAUAUCUUUACGUUGUAAAAUUAUGCAUCCGCGCCUUUUUAUGUUUUGGUUCCAGUUUCUUCUUUUAUAUUCAAUAAUACAGACCUUUUUUCAGCUUUUAUUUUACUUUCAUUUUGUUUAGUGUUGAAAACUUUAUUAGUAUGCAUGGACGAGAAUUUAUAGGUUAAUUAAGACAAUGAGCCAAAAACAUGAUUAAAA